Messenger RNA from Culicoides brevitarsis, 2416 nucleotides. It is a transcript of the gene IKKbeta, whose product is annotated as inhibitor of nuclear factor kappa-B kinase subunit alpha. Gene Ontology annotation, biological process: positive regulation of transcription by RNA polymerase II; peptidyl-serine phosphorylation; tumor necrosis factor-mediated signaling pathway. Gene Ontology annotation, cellular component: cytoplasm; IkappaB kinase complex. The transcript is spliced from 2 exons. The coding region runs from base 93 to 2375 and encodes 760 amino acids. NCBI's taxonomy places the organism in Eukaryota, Metazoa, Arthropoda, Insecta, Diptera, Ceratopogonidae. Gene Ontology annotation, molecular function: IkappaB kinase activity; ATP binding. The record is from RefSeq and is a predicted model, not a curated record.
CAGUUGCGGGUCCCGUUGAAUUUUACAUCUUUUUUAAUGACUAAAACUCGAUUUUAAUUGCGUGUCACUUGAUUUCCUGCCUUUUUAGCGACAUGGAAGCUCCUCCAUUCAUCGGAGAUUGGUAUCGCGAACGCUUACUCGGCAAAGGUUCCUACGGCACAGUCAAUUUGUGGAAGCACAAGAAAAGUGGCUCGAAUGUCGCAAUAAAAACUUUUAUCUUAUCGGAAGAAGAUGAUCCGUCGUCGGUGGCACGACAAAAGGAACGUUGGGAAUACGAGAUAGAUCUGCUGACAAAUAUCGUAAAAAACGACAAUAUCGUGCGUGCGGUGAAAGUUGAGCCGGCUUUUUUGUCGGAAUUGACGCGUUUAACGAAAAAUAAGCUGCCCGUGUUGUGUUUAGAGUUCUGCGAAGGCGGAGAUUUGCGACGCACGUUAGACAGCAGCGAAAAUACGUGUUGCGGCUUGAAGGAAAAUGAAGUUCGGGCAGUUUUAAAAGCCUUGCGGAACGCAAUCAGCUACUUGCAUCAACUAAAAAUCACGCAUCGUGACUUGAAACCGGAAAAUAUCGUGCUGAAACACGAAAAUGGACGCGUUGUGUACAAAUUAACGGAUUUGGGAGUUGCCAAAGAGCUCGAUCGCAACAGUUUGAAUGCCAGUUUCGUCGGCACAAUGGAAUAUUUGGCGCCGGAACUCUUGCACGGCGGAAAAUAUUCAAAUUCCGUGGAUUACUGGAGCUUUGGCGUCAUCGCUUUUGAGAUAAUUUGCGGGAUGCGACCAUUUUUGCCACAUUGUCCGAUCGCUAGAUGGCUCGUGUACGCCCAAAAGAAGAAUUCCGAUCACAUUUGCAUCACGGAAGACAAUCAAGGCAACUAUACUUAUCACAAAACGGUCCUUCCGGAGAAUCGUACGUGCCGAAAAUUACUUAAACAUCUCGAAAAGUGGCUUUCCAUCGCUCUGGAAUGGAAUCCGAAGCAACGUGGAUAUGCUUUUGAGUCCGCAGUAAAGAACGAUUCAAGUACCAAAUCUGUUCAGUUCGCGGAAAAGCCCGAGCCGGCAUUAAAAAUAUUCACUUUACUCGACGAAGCACUCGAAAAACGCCUUUUAACGGUAUUCUCCUUGCACAAUUAUCAAUUUUACGAAUUUGAAAUCACUGAAAAUACAACAAUGAAUGAACUUUUACUCGAAAUUAGCAAAGAAACGACAAUUCCGGUGCCAGAAAUUGAAGCUUUCUUACCACUGGAGCAACAAAUGGACCGAAUUGAUGAACAAACAAAGCCAAUUUUCUUGUUUAACCCGGAUUUGAGUGACUCUCCGAUGCUAUAUGUGCUCAAAAGUGGUCAAAUUUACAACCAAGUCGUGCCGCCACAGAUUCCCAAAAGCAUUCAAGACGUCUUCCGCGAUGCCAAAGUCAAGUUGAAAGCACAUACACUGCGUCAUUUUGCCAGAAAUUCCGUUUUUUUCGUGCAAAACGAGCAAAAACUCUAUGCGACGCUCAUGAAAGCGAUCAAAACGUACGCCUUGUGCUUGAACGAUCGCAUUAUCAAGAGCAAACCUUCGAUCAUUCAGAUGCUGCGGAACAGUUUCACUUUGAAAGGUGCCAUGAACGAAUUUAAUGAGAACGUGGAACACACCAAAACGAAAAUCCCGGAAGUAUUAUCGCAAUCGUACUUUGAUCAAUGCUCCAAAGUGGAAUCCAACAUCAACGCAUUGUGCGAAGCUUCGGAACGGAUCUCGCGACGUUAUGAUUCCGCGCUGCGACGAAGUCAAGAAGCGAUAAAUGCCGAAAUUCUCAAAUCUGAAAUCGAGGAUGUUUACAAUACGAAAGUACUUAAUGUUCAAUUUAACUUGAUUCGCACCCAAAUUGCCGAAAGAAAGCCUCUGGAUGAAAAGUCGCACAUCAACAUCUUGAACAGCGUUUAUGGGUGUCUUAAAAAACGCGAUAAAAUCCUUCUUGGCACGAAUUUGAGCGAAUUGAGUCAAAAACUCGUUCAUGUCAAGACCGAAAUGAAUGAAAUUAUGAAAGCGGCGGAAAUGGCGGAAUCCACGAAAAAUGCCCUUAAACGAGCGUUAUGCAAAUUAUCCAUGGAACAUCAAAAUACCGUUUGGUCGUUGGUGCCAGCGACAAAAAUCGGCGAAAUGGCGACGAAAAAUCAUCCGGAAUACUUGCCCGACUUUGAGGGAAUUUUGCCGCCAGUUGAUUUUAAAGUUGGAGAUGCCGUUACGAGUCUUCGCGAGACGCAUGGCAACAAAGUUUUGUGCUUCGGUGAAGGAAAUGACACAAAAUCGUUGUUGUCGGACUGCCAAACGCUCAUUUUAACCACAGACGAGAUCCUGAAUGAGGGAAUUAAGUUUAUGCAGGAGAUUGAAUCGAUGUAGCUUCCUUAGUAUUGAAUUAUUAUUUAUUGUUUGGAUUGUUU